AUGCGGAUAUUCUGGCUCAUAUUACCGCUGCUCAAUUAUUGCAAUGCACAAUUCGACAUGUUCUCAUCGCCAAUGCGCGAAGAGUAUCAUGACUCGUUUGGAAUGCGAAACGCCAUCGACGUGUGGAGUGAGACGCUUCGCAAAAUUGCCAUGCGUAAUAAUCCAAAAUUCUAUAAACAGCCAAAUGUCAAAGCAUUUACCAUUGAACCGCCACGAGUCAAUGCAAAUGAGUUGGAUUUGUCAAAGUUUAAAAAAGAUAAGAGCGAUCAUAUUAUCAAUGAGAAGCUUUUAACACUCCUUUUACCAAGAAUCAAGGGUCAAAAUCCAUUCACCACUACCACAACGACCACUCAGAAGCCACCAACUAAAAAGACGACUCCUCAAACGACUACAAAAGCCACAACUACUACUGAAGCUACCACAACGACAACCGAGGAAAUUCAGAAAAGGACAAUUGCUGGAAGACUUGUUCAGAAUGACAAUGAUAGUGAAGAAAAUGAGGAUAUGAAGGAGGCAAAGCAAGAUUCUGUGGAGUUCACGAAGGAUGAAAAGAAUGUCAGCGAAUCCUCUGAUGAGAGCACCAAUAAGCCGGAAACAACGACAACAACUACUACCGAAAAACCAACGACUACUGAGAAAUCCACUACUACCACUACUACAACGGAAGCCGCAACGACUAUCGCAGAGGUUGCGGAGUCAUCAGGCUCCGAAGAUGAGGAUGAGACAGCGAAGAUUAACGUGCUGGUUCAUACUGUAGAUGAUGAUAGCAAGAAAGAAGAUGAUAGAAGGCCAUCUUAUAUCAAAAAGCUUGAAGAAAUUUAUAAGAAGGAGGAGGAAUUAGUUGAACAAGAGCUCGCAAAGAUGUCGGUUGCAGAACUUUUUGAAACAUCCACUACUAAGAAGGCGACGACAACAACAACUACUACUACUACUACUAAAAAACCAACAACGACUACCACGACGACGACUACACCAAAGCCCACCACUACUACUACUACUACCACACCAGCUCCCACCACCACCACAACCACCGAGAAUCCGUUGAAGAAAGAAGAACAAUUGGAAAAAGAGGCGCUUGAGGUUCUCAAAUCGCUCGAUGAAGAAGAGAAGAUUGAUUUGAAGAAGAAAGAGGAAACGAAAAAGCGGCAAGAAGAGCGCGAAGCGGCGCGGCAAAAAAUCAAAAACUUUUUGAACAAAAUGAAGAAGAUUCGUGAAAACAUUCAAAAGAAGGCGGAAACGACAACUGUGACUAGCACUGAAUCGACAACUACUGAAAAAUCGACAACUACAAUUGAUGAUACUACAGAAUCAACGACUGUUGAAGCCGAAGCUGUGACGGAAUUGCUCAAUGUUGAAGAGCUAACCACAACAACUAGGGCAGCAAUUCCAGAAGCUGAGGAUGAGGAAGAAGAAACAACAACAACCACAACAACGACGACUACAGAAGAGCCGACCACAACCGAAGAGCAGGAAAUUGAGACUAAGCACAUUUCAAAUGAAGCUGAAAAAAGUAGCGAAGACGAUGACGCCAAAAAACCAAAUUUGAAUAUUCCACGACUCUCUGGACCCGAACUUGCCCAAUUAAUGACGCCAGUUGCUGGAAUCAUGGACGACAUCCGACCAAUUCUCAGUAGUCUUCUUGGGACUUCCAGUCAAGCGGCUAGAGCGAGAGCAGCUUCGGUUCGAAGUUAUAACGCACCAAAUCCGCAGCAGAAUUUAGCAACAGGUGGCCGAGAUAUUCUUGCUGACGGCUACUCGGAAAAUUCUUUAGUUGGCUUUGGAUCGCAGCUCGCGCGCGAGAUCUUGAAUCCAGGGUCUCUAAGAAAAGAUAAAAUCACAAGGGAUAAGGCACUCGCUGCAAAAAUUGAAGAAGCUAGACUUAGAAAAGCAACGAUCGAAGCAAUGGCCACCGGUGCUCCAUUAGAUCUUGGAAACCCUUAUCCACAAUAUCCUCAACAGAAGCAAGUCGACAAGACUGCUGAAAAUCUUCCAUACUUCGUCCCACCGCCUCCAGGAUAUGUUGGUCCACUUCCUCCAGCUCCACCACCACCGCCACCAUUUAAAUCUGAAAGCUUCAAAACUGCCGAAACAUUGCCAAUCGUCAACACUCCUCAAAGACCACAACCAACACCCUCUCCGCAACCAUUGCCUACAACGCCGCGUCAAAAGAAAACGCCGAGACCUAACGAUUCCGGCUAUGAUCAGGGACGCGAUGAAGUGAAAUCGACAUUUUACGGCGAUUCUGGAGUUAUGAUGGGUGGUGGAAAAACUCAUCCCACGUCUGACUUCGAAAGCAUGCAAAUGCCGAUUAGUGGAGAAGGAUUCGGUCUAGCUCCAGUUCCCGACGAAAAUAAGCCAGCUAAGCCAGCUCCAGCUCCAAAAGCCAGCGUCCCUCAAGGAUUCGGCGGAGGUAGCAGAGGCGGCGCCUUCGGAGGAGGACACGGACCAUCAGAUGCCUUCGAAGAAGUCAUGAAGAAUUCGGAAACUGAUAUGUCAUUCUUUACCUCUGGCCGCCGAAAAAUGUAA
Messenger RNA from Caenorhabditis bovis, 2526 nucleotides. The record is from the annotation of a GenBank genome assembly. NCBI's taxonomy places the organism in Eukaryota, Metazoa, Nematoda, Chromadorea, Rhabditida, Rhabditidae.